AUGGCAGCCAGGAUGUUCCGCUUUUGUCGGACUGUAUUUUUCAUGUUGCUUUUGGGUACAUCUUUAAGUGUUAACGCUGAUGAUAGCGAGGACACUACCAUGGUGAUAGGGUGUCCCUUCACCUCCAUAUAUAAUUUUGGUACGCUGUCAAAGGUUACUGGAAGUUAUGAAGUGGUAGAUUAUAUAUCCUCAGCUUUUCGUCUUCCAUCUCCGAAACCAUAUGCAGGAAACAAGAAAGAUGGGAAGUUUGUUUAUGGAGCAGACUUUGCAGUAGAAGGUUCAACUGCGCUCGACACAUAUUUUACAACCAACAAUUCUGUCAGCAAACAAGUUGAUCAGUUCGUGACACAUAUAUCAUCUAUCUGCUCCAACCGUCAGGAGUGUUGGAAGAAGCUACGUCAUGCAGUUUUCUUGGUGGAGGAAUUCGGAAGCAGGGACUACUUUCAUGCCUUCUCGGAGGGUAUAAAGGUGAGGGAGGUGGAAGAGGCUCUCGUACCUAAAGUUAUUGAAUCGAUCAUAAAUUCCGUAACCAGACUGAUUCAAUCCGGUGCUAGGAACGUUAGGGUUCAUGGAAAUUUACCCUUUGGAUGCCAACCAACUUACUUGCAGAAGUUCCAAGACAAAAGUCCAUCGAGCAAGGUUCACUCAUACAGGUGUCUAAGAAGUUUCAACCAUCUCUCUGACCUUCACAACAACUGUCUAAACCAGGCACUUAUGGAGCUAAGCAGCCAGCACCCUCGGGUUCAGAUUGUAUUUGCUGAUUACUAUAAGGCGUUUAUAGCCCUCCUCAAGAGUCUAAGGAAAACUUGUGGUGGAAGUAAAGGUGGUGAUGCUACUGCAGUGUGUUCUGAUCCUAAAAAAUACAUUCACUCAGACGAGAAUCAUCUGACCCAAGAGGCUAACAAAUUUAUGGCAGAAGCGAUCAUCACUGCUGGAAGUGAAAGUUUCGUGUAUCCAAAACUCAAUCUACCUUAUAGAUCGCAUUGUGUGAUGUAG
This is a messenger RNA of Papaver somniferum (opium poppy), 996 nucleotides long. Its product is annotated as GDSL esterase/lipase At5g03980-like. The transcript has a single exon. Gene Ontology annotation, molecular function: hydrolase activity, acting on ester bonds. The record is from RefSeq and is a predicted model, not a curated record. Bases 1 to 996 code for a protein of 331 amino acids. Lineage: Eukaryota; Viridiplantae; Streptophyta; Magnoliopsida; Ranunculales; Papaveraceae.